UUUUAUAAAGAAGACCAGAGACUGGAGGGCAAAAAUAACUGUAGGUAAGACCCCCCUCAACUGCCUGCCUCUGAUCCCCCUGGCUCCCAGGAAUCUCAGGCCAGAGGGCACGGACAGUCUCUGGAGCUCUUUUCUGGUGACACCAUGAACUGGCAGCAGCUGUGGCUGGUCUUCCUACUACCCAUGACAGUCUCAGGCCGGACCCAGACGCUUACAGAGAAGGAGGCGGCUGUGGAGUACCUGUUGCAAUAUGGGUACCUGCAGAAGCCUCUAGAAGGACAUGCUAACUUCAGGUCAGAAGAUCUCAGCAAGGCUCUGAGAGCCUUUCAGGAAGCAUCCGAACUUCCAGUCUCAGGUCAGCUGGAUGAUGCCACAAAGGCCCGCAUGAGGCAGCCUCGUUGUGGCCUAGAGGACCCCUUCAACCAGAAGACCCUUAAAUACCUGCUGUUGGGCCGCUGGAGAAGGAGGCACCUGACCUUCCGCAUCUUCAAUCUACCCUCGACCCUCCCACCCAACACAGCCCGGGCAGCCCUGCUUCAAGCUUUCCAGUACUGGAGCAAUGUGGUUCCUUUGACCUUCCGGGAGGUGCAGGCUGGUUCAGCUGACAUCCGCCUCUCCUUUCAUGGCCGCCAAAGCCCGUACUGCUCCAAAGCUUUUGAUGGGCCUGGGAGAGUCCUGGCCCAUGCUGACAUCCCAGAGCUGGGCAGCGUGCACUUUGACGAAGAUGAACUCUGGACGGAGGGCACCUACCAGGGCGUGAACCUGCGCAUCAUUGCAGCCCACGAACUGGGCCAUGCCUUGGGGCUUGGGCACUCCCGGUAUAUUCAGGCCCUCAUGGCCCCUGUCUACGCUGGUUACCGGCCCCACUUCAAGCUGCACCCAGAUGAUGUGGCCGGGAUCCAGGCUCUCUAUGGCAAGAAGAGUCCAGAGAAAGAGGAUGAGGAAGAAGAGACGGAGCUGCCCACUGUACCCCCAGUGCCCACGAAACCCAGUCCCAUGCCAGACCCCUGCAGUGGUGAACUAGAUGCCAUGAUGCUGGGGCCCCGUGGGAAGACCUAUGCCUUCAAGGGGGACUAUGUGUGGACUGUGACAGAUUCGGGGCUGAGUCCCUUGUUCCGAGUGUCUGCCCUUUGGGAGGGGCUCCCAGGAAACCUGGAUGCCGCUGUCUAUUCUCCUCGAACACAAUGGAUUCAUUUCUUUAAAGGAGACAGGGUGUGGCGUUACGUGAAUUUCAGGCUAUCUCCUGGCUUCCCCAAGAAGCUGAAUAGGGUAGAACCCAACUUGGAUGCAGCUUUCUACUGGCCUCUCAACCAAAAGGUGUUCCUCAUUAAGGGCACCGGGUACUGGCAGUGGGACGAGCUAGCCCCAACUGACUUCAGUCGCUACCCCAAACCAAUCAAGGAUUUGUUUUCGGGGGUGCCAGACCGACCCUCGGCUGCUAUGAGUUGGCAGAAUGGCCGAGUCUUCUUCUUCAAGGAUAAAAAGUACUGGAGCCUCAACCGGCAGCUUCGCGUAGAGAAAGGCUAUCCCAGAAAUAUUGCCCACAACUGGAUGCACUGCCGUCCCAGGACCCUAGAAACUACACCAACUGGUGGAGACACCUCUCCCUCAGCCACCUUGAACACUGAUCGCUCACCCAUAGACACAAUCUUGAACAUUACCUCUGCAGCCCCAAACUCUACCGCCCUUUCAUUCCCAGCUAAUGUCACCCUCCUGGAGGCCUAA
Messenger RNA from Carlito syrichta (Philippine tarsier), 1725 nucleotides. It is a transcript of the gene MMP19, whose product is annotated as matrix metallopeptidase 19. Lineage: Eukaryota; Metazoa; Chordata; Mammalia; Primates; Tarsiidae. Gene Ontology annotation, molecular function: zinc ion binding; metalloendopeptidase activity. Gene Ontology annotation, biological process: proteolysis; collagen catabolic process; extracellular matrix organization. The coding region runs from base 145 to 1725 and encodes 526 amino acids. The record is from RefSeq and is a predicted model, not a curated record. The transcript is spliced from 9 exons. Gene Ontology annotation, cellular component: extracellular matrix.